AAAAAAUAAAAUAAAAAAUAGUGCUUUGUCCAGAGCGGAGAUCUUGUUGCAAUCUUGGUUUCACUGAGUUUCUAGAGAGGAUUUGGAAGAGCUGAUUGGUAAACAACGAUAUCCUCAAACCAUGUUUUCUUUCAAGGAGCUGCUUUCAUCAUUAACACCAUUGUUCACAGCUGCUAUUGUGAUUGUACUAAGUCCCAUAGUAAAAGAACUCAUACCUUCUGCAGACAAAAAUUAUCUCGUUUCCAUCUAUGGAAAAUAUUUCUUUACGCCUCAAUUCACUCUCUUAAUUGAAAAGGAACGUGGUGGCAAUCAAAUCUAUGAAACUGCCGCAACCUACCUACGUUCCAAGAUUGCUGUUGGUUCAUCAGACUUAAAAUGUCUCAAAGUAAGAAAAACUCCAAGGCAACAGGGACCAACCGUUGAUAUAGUAACGGGUCAAGUGGUUAUGGAUUCCUUUAAAGACAUUAAUUGGCUCAAAUGGAAGUUAUGUCAAGAAAAAAGCGAGGAUGUUGAUGACCGUAAAACAUAUUUUGAGCUUUCAUUUGAAAAGAAAUUCAAAGAGGUUGUGCUAAAGUCUUAUUUACCUCAUGUAAUAUCUUGUUCCGAGGCUAUACAAGAGGAAGAAAGGGCGGUAAAGCUUUAUAGCCGUGGGCUUUAUGGUCGUGAUCAAUGGAGUUCUGUUAUUCCUGAACAUCCAGCUACAUUUGAGAAGUUGGCAAUGGACACAGAACUGAAGAGGAGCCUCAUUGAUGAUCUUAACAGGUUUGUUAAAAGAAAGGAGUGGUACAAGAAAGUUGGCAGAGCAUGGAAGCGAGGAUAUUUGAUUUACGGCCCUCCGGGUACUGGUAAAUCAACCUUGAUUGCUGCCAUGGCUAAUCACCUCAAGUUUGAUAUCUAUGAUUUGAACAUUUCAAGUAUAAAUUCUGAUUCAGACUUGAGAAAAACAUUGCAUUCAACAACUAAUCGCUCAAUUGUGGUAAUUGAGGAUAUAGAUUGUGCUGGGUUGGAGAAAAGAGGGGAAGAAAAGAAGGCUUCUUCAGCUGAGUUCACACUUUCGGGUUUAUUGAACAUCAUAGAUGGAUUAUGGUCGAGCUGUGUAGAUGAGCGAAUUAUUGUGUUCACCACCAAUCAUAAAGACAAGCUUGAUCCAGCUUUGUUGCGCCCAGGCCACAUGGACGUGCACAUGCACAUGUCAUAUUGCACCAUGGAUGGGUUCAAGCUGUUGGCUUCUAAUCUUCUUAAUAUCGAAGGUGACCACCAACUCUAUAGAGAGAUUGAAGGAUUAUUGAAGAAUGUAGAGGUUAUCCCAGCUGAAAUUGCAGAGGAACUUUUGAAGAAAGAUGAUCCUGAUGUUUCUCUUAGUCUUAGAGGAAUUGUCGAAUUUCUCGAGGAAAAAAAGACUUGAGAAUGCAAUAAGCAUGUGAUGGGUU
Messenger RNA from Quercus robur (English oak), 1430 nucleotides. RefSeq names its product AAA-ATPase At2g18193-like. Bases 122 to 1405 code for a protein of 427 amino acids. Lineage: Eukaryota; Viridiplantae; Streptophyta; Magnoliopsida; Fagales; Fagaceae. Gene Ontology annotation, molecular function: ATP binding; ATP hydrolysis activity. The transcript has 3 exons. The record is from RefSeq and is a predicted model, not a curated record.